Schizosaccharomyces osmophilus is the source of this 786-nucleotide messenger RNA. It is a transcript of the gene wtf3, whose product is annotated as wtf meiotic driver. The transcript has 5 exons. NCBI's taxonomy places the organism in Eukaryota, Fungi, Ascomycota, Schizosaccharomycetes, Schizosaccharomycetales, Schizosaccharomycetaceae. The record is from RefSeq and is a predicted model, not a curated record. The coding region runs from base 1 to 786 and encodes 261 amino acids.
AUGAAAAACAAAUAUACUCCUAUUUCAGAUUCUGAUGACUCUUCCAAAACGCUCAAUGAUGAAAAGGCAGAUAGUCAGUCGUCUCCUUCAGAUGGUACGCCUCCUCCGUAUUCAGCUUCAACCAAAUUUAUUGAUCUCGAAAUGGCUCCUGAAACAGAAGAAAGUUCUAAAAAGAAAAGAUAUCUGACGCCUCGUGAAUUAGCAAUUGUUUUUGCUAUUUUUAUUGUAUAUAAUGUAUGCUUGAUUAUUGCGAGGGUCAUUCUUCUUGUUUACGAAAUUCCGUUUAAUCAGCUUGCCGUUUGGGUACUUUUUGGCGUUUGGUGCGCUCUAUUUCUGUCAUUGACAAUUGUAAUAACUCAAAUGCCUAAAGAAUGGUUCCCGCAGGCCAAACAAGGGCUCACGCAAGCUGGAAGAGCAACCAAAAACGUAUUGUCAGCUAUGUGUAUCGCAGCAUUAUAUGUGUGUUUUCUCGAUGUCCCUGGUUUUGUCGUGUAUUAUGCUGCAAAGAAGUUAACAGGAUUUGAAAAGAUAAACAAUCAAUUUUCCUAUGCUGUUUGUUUUGUUGAUUCUGUCUUGUUUCUUUUUCUUUCGAUAAACGGAAAGGCUCGUGAAAGCGUAAACUCUAGCUGCGUUAUUUUCGUAAAAACCGUGAAAAAGAGCAUAGGAAUGAGUCUAAGCGUUAUGGCAGACUUUUUGUUGUGGGAUUCAGGAACAAAUCGAGGAGAAGAAACACCUCGGAACGAAGAAAUCGAACUUCAACCUCUUGCUGAGCGGGCUGAAGUUUGA